Molecule: messenger RNA, 1574 nt
Organism: Psammomys obesus (fat sand rat)
Lineage: Eukaryota; Metazoa; Chordata; Mammalia; Rodentia; Muridae
Product: 39S ribosomal protein L30, mitochondrial-like
Exons: 1
Coding region: 37-519 (160 amino acids)
Biological process (GO): translation
Cellular component (GO): large ribosomal subunit; mitochondrion
Molecular function (GO): structural constituent of ribosome
Source: RefSeq, a predicted model, not a curated record
GUGGUCCCUGCCUCUGAAGAGAAGAAUUGCUACACUAUGGCUGGGGUUUUGCGCUCAGUAUUUCAGAGGCCUCCAGACAGACUACAGACUGUGAAAAAAGGUAUGGAAUCUCUCAUUGGUACAGAUUGGAUUCGUCAAAAAUUUACAAGAUCAAGAAUCCCAGAUAAAGUGUUUCAGCCUAGACCUGAGGAUCAUGAAAAAUAUGGAGGUGAUCCCCAGAACCCUCAUAAACUGCAUAUUGUUACGAGAAUAAAAAGUACGAAAAGGCGUCCAUACUGGGAGAAAGACACGAUCAAGAUGCUCGGGUUACAGAAGGCGCACAGCCCUCAGAUUCACAAGAACAUCCCCUUAGUGAACGCAAAGCUGAAGGUGGUUAAACACUUGAUAUGGAUCCAGCCCCUGAAGCUGCCGCAGGGACUCCCAACAGAAGAGAACAUGUCGAGCACCUGCCUCAAGAGCACUGGGGAGCUGGUCAUGCACUGGCGUCUGAUGCCUGUGGAACAGGAGACCAAGUCCUGAGGCCACACACUGGAGAUAAAGUGUGGGUACUGAGGAAACCGGACUCCUUAAAGAGUGUGCCGAUCCCGUCGACUCCAUGACAAAAGCUAAUGUGUGUGGCUCUCCUUCCUGUCCAUGUGGACCUCACGAGUUCUGAUGUUAUUACGUGGUUAAGUUCUCUCCCUUUGUCCCCUAAGAAUUUUACUCCAUCGUGGUCAAGAGUGGCAUUGUUUGAACAUCUGACUUUAGGCCCUAGCACUUUAACAAUUGUCAUUAUCUUUCUUUUUUUUUUUUUUUUUUGAGAAACUGCUUUCUUGGGGACUGGAGAGAUGGCUCAGAGGUUAAAAGCACUGACUGUUCUUCCAAAGGUUCUGAGUUCAAUUUCCAGCAACCACAUGGUAGUUCCCAAACAUCAUACAAUGAGAUCCAGUGACCUCUUCUAGCCUGCAGGCACACGUGCAGGCAGAACACUGUAUACAUAAUAAAUAAAUCUUGAAAGGAAAAAAAAAAACGGAGAAGAGGAAGCAUCUCCCAAGAAGUCCCAGCUGCACACAACUCCAUAACCUCUCGCACACUUCCCCACACUGACAGAGAGCUAUACCCUUUUAAACCAUGGGCCACAAGAAACCUUUCCUUCCAUGAGGUGCUUUUGUCAGGCUUUGUCACUACAACAUGAAAACUAAUUUAUACAGCUGUCUUCACAAAGACCUGCUUAGGAGAACUGCAUAAUGUGACUGGUAAACAUCACCCUCCACUCUUCGAAAAUAAAACAACUUCCCCUGAGCUAAAGUUCACUGUGCUAAACUGCAUGUGCAACGAUUAUGCUGAAUUCUUACUACAUUCUUGCAUACAGUUUGUAUACACAAAAGAGUUCACAGAGAAUGAAAGAGACUGGUCUUUAUGGAGCCAGCAAGUAGCACAGGCUGGGUAAACAAUUCAAUAAAGAUUCAAAACUAAACCUGGUGUGGUAGCACACACUUACAAUCCCAGCACCUGGAAGGCAGAGGCAGGAGAAUCUCUGCAAGUUCAGGCCAGCCUGGGCUACAUCCCAAGUUCUAGCAAGUUGUCCUCAGACU